GGGAGGCGGGCGCAGAGGGAUGGUUCGGAGUUACCCGCACCUGGCUUCCCGAGUGUCGCCUUCACCCGGCCUCCCAGACACUGCGCGCUAGAUGCGCAUUCGGGUGUUUCCGGCAGGUGACGCUGCCGCGUCCUCGGAGCGGGACUUUAAGGAGGGCCUGAAACAUUCUUGGCUGAAGCAACGCGCGAGGCUGGCGGGGCGGAGCCUUUAAGGAGGCCCAGAGUGGAAUAGUGGCAGUGCGGACUGCUCCGGGUGGGAGUACGUCCCUGGAGAGUGGUUGGAGUUCUAAGAACAAGAAACUGGUGGAGAGUUAGAGUGUGUGUGUGAUUAUGAUGGUCUGUGGAGUUGCGAUGCUGUGUGUGUGUGUGUGUGUAUGAGAGAGAGGGAGAGAGAGAUGGUGAUGGUAUGAGAAUGAUGAGGGGUGUGGUUAUGUGGGUGUGAUGGAGUAAUUGUGAUGGGAUGUUUGUGUCAUGUGAUGCUUGUGAUUGUGAUUUAUGAUAACGUGCGGUGUUGUCCGUGUGAUUAUCAGAUAGAUCUACAGUGUGUGUGAAUGGGAUGAAGUGUUUGUGAUUGUGAUGUGUAGUGCUUCUUGUCUUACCUCAGUUGACUUCUGUGUCGCCUUUUGGCAUAAUUGGCAACCGCUUGAAAGAAAUUUCUGUACCUGGUUUCACGUGGUCUUUCCUCCCCAUUGGUCACUGUUUCUUAGUCUGCUUCCUAGCCCUCUUUGCACCCCGCCCCUAGCCAUACUUAGCCCUGUUCUGUUACUUUCCAGUUUCCCUUGGUGAUCUUUUUCAGAUUUAUUAUUUCACCUUCCUGUGGCUUCUUUUAUUAUUUGUAUUAGUUAUUGUGAUCAUAGUAAUGCUGCCUAACAAACCACUUUUAAACUCCGUGGCAUGCAACAGCAAGCAUUUAUUCUCUUAUUCACAGGUCUGCAGAAUCUCUGUUCAGGUUAUGUAGGCUGGGCUUGCCUGGAGGGCUGGGCUGCAGAAUCCAUUCAGACCUGCUCCACAUGUGUUCUUUAUGCAACUCAGGAAAAAAGGACAAUGGUUACCAGGACCUGUUCUUCUCUUGGUGGAUCACCAGAGUACAAGAAAUCAUAAAAACCUCUGCUCCCAAGUAUACUAAUGUUACAGAUGCCUAAGCUUAACAUUAAUUACACCCACAGCCAGAGGGCAAGGCAAAAUUAAAUGGCAAAAAGUGUGAAUGUCUAAUCCUGUUAGAGGGGAGUGAAGAAUUGGGACUAAGAUUUCAAUCUGCAUCAUUAGGAAACAUGUCCCUUUAUCCUGGUGAAUGUCUUAGUCCACGGUUCUCUUUUGUCUGUUAAUAUUGUUUUUUGGGUUUUGUUACUGUAUUUUCCAGGAAUUUCAUUUUACAACCCCUUCCCUUUAUGUCUUUAUACUUCAGGUCUGUCUCUUAUAAAGAGCAUAUUGCUGGGCUUUCCCCCCUUUUAUCCUGUUUGACUUAUUUUAAUAGCUUGGCAUUCUCCAGACUCUGCCCUUUUCCAGGAAGAAGAGGAUAUGGCCAGUUCUCUUGAAACAGUGACAUUUAAGGAUGUGGCCGUGGACCUCACCCAGGAGGAAUGGCAGCAAAUGAAACCUGCUCAGAGGAACUUGUACCGUGAUGUGAUGCUGGAGAACUACAGCAACCUAGUCACAGUGGGUUGUCAAGUCACCAAACCAGAUGUGAUCUUCAAGUUGGAGCAGGAAGAGGAGCCAUGGGUGGUAGAAGAAGAACUGCUUGGGAGGCACUGUUCAGAAGUUUGGAAAGUUGAUGAACAGAUCAAGAAGCAACAGGAAACCCUUGUGAGAAAUGUCACAUCCAUCUCCAAGAAAACUCUGAUUAAGGAAAAUGUCCUUAAGUAUAAAAAUGUUGCAAAAGUAUUUCCUCUGGACUCAGACAUUGUUACUUCAAGACAAAAGUUCUAUGAAUGUGACUCACUUGAUAAGGAUUUUGAACAUAGUUUAGACUUAUUUAGUUAUGAGAAAGGCUUUAUGAAAAAGAAAAGUUAUGAAUGUAAUAAGUAUGGGAAACCAUUUUACCAUUGCUCAUCCCAUGUCAUAACCCCCUUUAAGUGUAAUCAGUGUGGACAGGACUUUAAUCAUAGAUUUGACCUCAUCAGACAUGAGAGAACUCAUGCUGGAGAGAAACCCUAUGAAUGUAAGGAAUGUGGAAAAGCUUUCAGUAGGAAGGAAAAUCUUAUUACACAUCAAAAAAUUCAUACUGGGGAAAAACCAUAUAAGUGUAAUGAAUGUGGAAAAGCUUUCAUUCAGAUGUCAAACCUUAUUAGACACCAGAGAAUUCAUACUGGAGAGAAACCUUAUGCAUGUAAGGAUUGUUGGAAAGCUUUCAGUCAGAAAUCAAAUCUCAUUGAACAUGAGAGAAUUCAUACUGGAGAAAAACCCUAUGAAUGUAAGGAAUGUGGAAAAGCCUUCAGCCAGAAGCAAAAUCUUAUUGAGCAUGAGAAAAUUCAUACUGGUGAGAAACCUUAUGCAUGUAAUGAAUGUGGUAGAGCUUUUUCUCGGAUGUCAUCUGUUAAUCUACAUAUGAGAAGUCACACAGGGGAGAAACCCUAUAAAUGUAAUAAAUGUGGAAAAGCCUUCUCUCAAUGCUCAGUAUUUAUUAUACAUAUGAGAAGUCAUACAGGUGAGAAACCCUAUGUAUGUAGUGAAUGUGGAAAAGCAUUCUCUCAAAGUUCAUCCCUUACUGUACACAUGAGAAAUCAUACAGCUGAGAAACCCUAUGAAUGUAAUGAAUGUGGAAAAGCCUUCAGCCGGAAAGAAAAUCUCAUUACACAUCAGAAAAUUCAUACCGGAGAAAAACCUUAUGAAUGUAAUGAAUGUGGGAAAGCUUUUAUUCAGAUGUCAAACCUCAUCCGACACCAGAGAAUUCAUACUGGUGAAAAACCCUAUGCAUGUACAGUAUGUGGGAAAGCCUUUAGUCAGAAAUCAAAUCUCACGGAACAUGAAAAAAUUCAUACUGGAGAGAAACCCUAUCAUUGUAAUCAAUGUGGAAAAGCUUUCAGUCAGAGACAAAACCUCCUUGAACAUGAAAAAAUUCAUACUGGAGAGAAACCAUUUAAAUGUAAUGAGUGCGGUAAAGCUUUUUCUCGAAUCUCAUCCCUUACUCUUCAUGUUAGAAGUCAUACAGGGGAGAAACCGUAUGAAUGUAAUAAAUGUGGAAAAGCCUUCUCUCAAUGCUCAUUACUUAUUAUACAUAUGAGAAUUCACACUGGUGAGAAACCCUAUGAAUGUAAUGAAUGUGGAAAAGCAUUCUCUCAAAGAGCAUCCCUUUCUAUACAUAAGAGGGGUCAUACAGGUGAGAAACGCCGAGUGUACUAAAUGAAUAAGACUUUUUUAAAAAUUCAACCCAAGCUUUACUUAGCUUUAAGAUAUCUUGGCAUAAUCUAAAAAAAUGUGCAAGAUUCUUAUGAAAAAAUUGUAAAGCUUUAUUGAAGGGCAAAAGAUUUGCGUAAACGAGAGAACGUAGAUGGAAAAACCCAAUGGUAUAAAAUGUCAGUUCUUCCCAACUUAAUCUAUAGACCUACUAGAGUUCCAAACAUCUAACAGGAAUUUUUUAGGAUCUUUAUAAAAUGAUUCUAAACCUCAUAUGAAAUAAAAGUCUAUGGAUUGCUGAGAUAAUACUGAAAAAGAACAGAGAGGACAUACCUUCUACCAUAUACUACGUGUAUAGUGAAGUUAUGGUCAUUUAAUAGUGUGUAAUAUUAGUACAUUAAUAUGUAGGUAGAAAAGUUUUACAGAAUAGAGUGCCUAGAAAUAAACCCGUGAAUAUAUGUGAACUUGUUGUGUAUUAGGCAUGACAUCAUGAAUCAGUAGGAGGAAUAGCCUAGUCAAUAAAAACAGUUGGAGUACUUGAAUCUCCAUACUGGGGAAAAUAAAAUUACAUACAACCUUGCAACAUAUAAAGAAACAGAAUUCCAGAGGAUUUGAACACUAAAAUGUGAACAACCAAACUCUGAACUUCUUGGAAGGAAAUAACAGGAUGUUGUUUGUGACUUUGAGGCAGGGAAACAUUUUUUAAAAGGACCCUGUAGUUUCUCUUCUGGAUAUACAUCCUAAAGAAAUUCACAACUAUGCAUAAGAAAUAUAUAUUAUCUAAAUAGAAAACAACCUAUAUAUUGAAGGGAUAAUAGAUAAAUAAGAUGUGAUAUUAAAAUAAUAGAAUAGUAUACAGCAGUUAAAAGUAAUGAACUUGGUCUAUAUUGUGUAACAUGGGUUGUUACCUAAAAUAAUGUUGAGUGGAAAAAAAUUAAGAUCUAGAUGAAACAUACUGUAAAAAUACACUCAUGUAAAUUGGAGUGAAAUCAUUCACAAAGAAUAGAACUAUGUUUUUAUUACUGAAAUAUGUAUGUAAAACUAUUUUAAAUGGAUUAAAAAGAACACAUAUCAAGUUAUUGAUAGUGUUGUCUCUGGCAGGAGAUUAGGAUUCAGGGUGUUGAUUGAAGGGGGCUUUUAGCUUUACUUGUAAUUUUUAUGCCUUAAAAAGAGAUGAAUAGCAUAUAAAAUAAAUCUUAAAAGUUAAUGAUA
Dama dama (fallow deer) is the source of this 4544-nucleotide messenger RNA. It is a transcript of the gene ZNF568, whose product is annotated as zinc finger protein 568. Gene Ontology annotation, molecular function: RNA polymerase II transcription regulatory region sequence-specific DNA binding; DNA-binding transcription repressor activity, RNA polymerase II-specific. Gene Ontology annotation, biological process: negative regulation of transcription by RNA polymerase II. The record is from RefSeq and is a predicted model, not a curated record. The coding region runs from base 1518 to 3338 and encodes 606 amino acids. Gene Ontology annotation, cellular component: nucleus. Lineage: Eukaryota; Metazoa; Chordata; Mammalia; Artiodactyla; Cervidae. The transcript is spliced from 5 exons.